AAUGCUUCAAAAAACUCAAGCUAGAUUGAAUUUCAGCCAUGCUACUUACUUCAGCUUCACGGGCUAUGUGUGCUCACAACACAGCCUUCAUCACUUCACAAAAUCAUGAUAUAUCCGAAUGCUUUUUAUCAUCUGCCGGUGUAUUAUCCUUGCCGUCCACCAUAUGCUAUUGCCAUGAAUAUCUCAGUUUUGAACUUUGCAGUGAGGAUGAAUUACAACCGGAGGGACAGAUGGUCCUCCCACUGCUUAGACAGCUCAAAUCUCUUAACCUUGAUUCUUACUAUGGCGAUAGGUUCCGAGGGGAGGAACAAAUAAUCCCCUCACUGCUUCAACGACUUCCUUUCCCCCAGUUCAAACCUUGCCGUGAGCAGGAGGAGACAGGCCCGGUACUUAUUCAAGCUGGCGGUCAUCAAGGCCGCUUGGGCAUCUACCACAACGACCCCACAAGGAUCCUCAAGGAAACCUACCAAGACGAGGCAGAUUUCUAUAUGCAUGUGGCACCAAAACUUGAUAAUUUAUUGGAAGAACCUUACCGGGGCAGUUGGAAACCUUCAAUUCUCAAUUGGGAGAAGUCUUCAAUGAAAAAGAAUGGAAGGGAUCGAGCUUUCAUUGUUUUAGAGAAUAUAGCACCGGUAUCCCUUCACAGAAAAGCGGGUAAAGAUCCUAAUUACUUUUGGCAUCCCAAUGUAAUUGAUAUCAAACUGGGGAAAAGGUUAUACGGUGAUAAAUCAAAGCCUUCAACAAAAGUGCGUAAGAAGCGACUUGCAAUUACAACUACUUCGCAUCUGCUUGGUAUGCGUCUGACUGGUGCUCAGAUUUGGGAUAACAAACAAGAAAAAUAUGAAUCUAUUUCAAAGCUAUAUGGCCAUUAUAUAAAGGAACAGGACUUAAAAAGAAAAUUCAACUAUUUUUUUCCAAUCUUGAAUGUUGAUACAGGUUCAAGUCAUGAAGAAUACCAAUUGAGAAAGUCUCUGGGUGGCUUGCCUAAAGAGAUGAUGAAAACUGUUGUUGAAUCCCUAAUUUCUCAACUUAAAAUUCUGACAAAAAAUGUGUCCAAGUUCAAGUGGUGCACAUUCAACACCAGUUUGUUGAUUGUAUAUGAAGGUGAUGUUAAAAGACUGAAAACUUUGAAUACAGGCUCUUCAACAAAACCAACCCAAGAAAUUGCACAUGUUAGGUUAAUUGAUUUCCCUCAUGCUAGGGAAGAUGAUACUCCAGACCAAGAAAUCAAUCUAGGCCUACAAACUACUCUAGAUCUUUUUGAAAAUCUUUACUUUCAGCUUAACAUGUAGUUUCUCACACAUUUUAUACAGAUGGUAUUCACCAUUCUGAUGGAAAUUUUCU
This is a messenger RNA of Puccinia graminis f. sp. tritici CRL 75-36-700-3, 1344 nucleotides long. RefSeq lists its product as uncharacterized. The record is from RefSeq and is a predicted model, not a curated record. The transcript is spliced from 3 exons. Gene Ontology annotation, molecular function: inositol hexakisphosphate kinase activity; inositol-1,4,5,6-tetrakisphosphate 3-kinase activity. Gene Ontology annotation, biological process: inositol phosphate biosynthetic process; phosphatidylinositol phosphate biosynthetic process. Bases 39 to 1292 code for a protein of 417 amino acids. Lineage: Eukaryota; Fungi; Basidiomycota; Pucciniomycetes; Pucciniales; Pucciniaceae. Gene Ontology annotation, cellular component: nucleus; cytoplasm.